UUGAAGAAUGCUUCCCAGAAGUUCGACACUACUUCCACUUGACCACUUCUGUGGGGACUGCACUUUCUUUUUUCAGGUGCAAUGAAGACCACAGAAAUAAAAGUAGGAGUACCUAUGUCUAACAUACCACUAUUACCAUAUCACCAUCAAGUAAACAUGCUGUAGUGUGAAGUCAGUGGUGCUAGCUCUAACAACAAGGAAUCACCUUAGAACCCUUCUGUUUACAAUUCUCUAACUCAAAACAGGAAAGGUGAAAAGAACACUUGUGGGUUUACCCUGUUACAUGUGCUAACAUUUAAAUUCCCACAACCCAUAUAAAUACUGUAAUCCCUGUUUCACAGCUGCAAAUUGAGUAACAAGAAAUAAUCCAAACCAAGUUAGCAAAUGAGGAACCUAAGAAAAUGACUUUUGAAUGCACUCCUUUGCAUACAAUCUCUCCUGUGAACUUGGUCCACUGAGAAGUAGUCCUGAGACCCUUGAAGAAAUUGAGAAGAAUGUUCUUUGUAGCAAGCUAGUGGACAGUCUAGAACUCUGGUAGUUGCCUCAAUACAACACCAUUAGAGCCUUCAGGGAGAAGCAGAAUUGAGAGGUCACACAAUUCAUGGCGACACUUGAAUUCUCAACCUGAAACUCACCCCUAGUUUUUAUUUUCUUUGUUCUUGUCACUGCAUCUCAUACUAGCUGAAUUUCUGAGAUUCAGUAUGUCUUCUUGUCCUCUGAAAACACAAUGGGUCAGCCUGAAGAAAGUAACAGACAGACCCGAGGACAGAAAAUGAAAUCUGUUCCCACAACUACACAAAGUGUUUGAAGUAAAAACUACAUUGAACUUGGGAAUUACGUAAGGGUGGGAAACAGUGGUACAUAUUAGAUAUGUGAGAGACCAGGGCUGGAAAGGCACAAAGCUCUCUUCAUAUUGCUCAACUUCUCUUUAGCUGUCCUUGAAUGCCAAGCCUCACUGUGACCUUAAGAGAAGUGGGGUCUAGUUGCCUAAAACUUCUAUGGAGAAAGGAAGACUUAAAGACCAAGUAGACAGUGAAUUAAGAUUUAGUUUGCUGGGCUGGUCAUGGUGUGCACAGUUUUAAUCCCAGCACAGAGGCAGGCAGAUCUCUUGAAUUUGCCGCCAGUUGGUCUACAUGGACAGAGAGUUCCAGGCCAGCUACAUAGUGAGAACCUAUCUCAGAUAAAUAAUUAUUAUUUUUUUAAUUUGUCAAGAGGACAUUUCUAAUAAAGGAUUGAAGACAAAAUAGUGGUGGUGAAUGAGGUAACCCAAUGAGGAGAUGAAAACAGGACCUUUGUGUUUUCUGAAUGGGAUGUGUUAACAAGAUUAGAAUGUGACUAGUAUUAGAAUAUCAGUGUGGUUUAUACCGACAACAUCCAAAUGAUAGAAAUAUAACGCUUGCGGAUGAUUCAGUAGGUAAAAGACUCUUGUCAUCAAGCCUGGAUACCUAAAUAAAAUCCUUGGGACCCACGUGGUGGAAGGAAAGAACUGAACCUUGAAAGUUGUUCUCAUGGCAUUCUCAUGGCUGCACUACAAGUAAAUAAAAAUGAUACCUGAACUAUGGUACUCAGUCUUUUAGGCCAACUCUCCCAUUAGCCACUGCAGUCCACUCCCCUCUAUGGAUUCAAGUGACUGAAGAGUAAUUUUAGAAAAUGCAUCAAGCUGGGCACAGUACUACAUACUGUAGUCCCAUCACUCAAGAGGCAGACGCAGGAAGAAUGCUGUAACUUAGACUAUCCUGGGCUAUGUAGUAAAUUCCCCUUCUUGAAAUAGCCAAAAACAAAAAUGCAAAGAACAGACCUUAUUGUCAUAAUUCCCAUAAUAUAGAAACAACUAAUACCCUACGAAUACUGAGGAACAGUUACAUAAGGAUUGUCUGUGCCAGUUUUCAGGAACACAAACUCCUAAUAUUUACAUCACCUAUGCUUUUAGUCAGGAACAGUCUAAAACUGUGACUUCCCAAGUUUUAAACAAUGAUCUUGAAAUUAUGUAUUCGUUUUUAGGAAAGUUCAGUUACUCAUUGCAGUGUUGCCAAUUACUCCCUAAAUUAGAGGUUUAGAGCAACAAACAUCACAUACACAGUGGGUCGGGAAUCCUGGAGUGUCUUAUCUGGGUGGUAAGGUUGAGAUUCUCAUGUUGGCCUGGGUUUGUAGUCUAUUCUUCAAAGCUCGAUUUCCUUCCCAACUUGCUUAUGUAAAUGUCUUCAGGCUCCAGUUUCUCUUUCUGUGGGCUAAAUGGCUUGAUGACAAGGUAGAUGAUCCCCCAGAGGGAGUGGACUGAAGGCUUAGCACAGAAGCGUCAUAUUUUAAAACAAGUGGAGAAUGCCCUGCCACCUAGCCCAGGGAAUGACAUAGCAUCACACAUGCAAUCCAUUACUGGCCAUGGGGAUCUCAUCCAGUAUGAAAGGAGAUCACACAAAUGUGAGCAAACCAGCAAGCAGAGAUAAGAGAGCACAUCUUGGGACAUGGCUGCAACGUAGAGGAAGAAGGAAGAGCCUCUCGCCUGUGUGGAUAAGAGGGAACAGAAAUAGAUGAGCAGGUUACAGUAUCCCUCUUCAAAUUGCCAGCAGGGCUGUUGACUGAAGCAGGAGUGGGUUUUCAUCUCAGUUGGGUGUGGACGGUAGAGCUUGGUUGGAAACACUUAUUUGCUCCAGGCUGCCUUUGCAUUCUGAAAGAGAACUAUGCAGAAAUGUCCCAGCUUUCCCAUAAUUCACGACAGUAUCAAAAAAUGGGAAAGGUUUACAUUCCUCCAAACAAGCCAUGUCUGCUGGGCAUUCUGAUCUCCUUAUGUCAAAGUUGGCUUAAAAAAAUAACUUUAGAACCAAAGAACUAAUAAAUGACGGUGAGUUUAGCCAAAUACUGGGAAAUCUUUUGUGACUACUGAUCCGAGGUCUGCAAAGAGUGAAGUAAGUGUCCGUUUGUUGGUACCAUUUCUCUUUUAAAUGAGGUUGCCUCUUUUUGCCUUUGAUAUCACCUGCUUCUUAAUCAUCUUGGGAUUAUCUUUACCCUGUGGCGUCUGCCACACUAAGCAAAGCAUAACAGCAACCAUGCAUUUCACAUCACAGCCUUUUUAUGACAAUAAGUCAUGUGGAGUUGGUCAUCUCCAUUAGACUUUGGCAUGGAUAGACACUUCUAGCUACAUGUGAAGAAAACCUAAAAAAAAAAGUUUUCAUACUACCAAGGCAUUCAAGGGAAACUGGCUAUUCCAGAGAUUUUACAUGGGCAAAAAUCAGCUACACAACAUUUUCCUAAUGAUUAUAACAAACAACAUAUUAAGAAUUCUUAUUUUUUCCUUUGAGAAUUAAAAUUUUGUACUAAGUGACAGUGACAAUUGUUCUGGUUUAAAUCAAAGUGCCUCUCUGUGUCCCAGAGGGCCAAUUUUACCCUUGUUAAUACAAAACCCUUGAGUAGAAAGUACACAUGUUAUUUAUUUUUUCUUCUUUUCACAGCUCAUUUCCUAUUGUUGCUUCAAUUAAACCUCUCACUGAUGAACAAGUUUUGAGAUAAUUUGUGUUCAUUGCAUAAAAAUCAGAUGGAAACAGUAACACCCUCCCCAAGCAAAAGUUCUUAUAUAUUUUAUUUAUAUAAUUAUAUAUUUUAGUUCUUUUUAGAUUUUUUUGUUUGUUUUCAUAGUUAAUCCCUUUGGGGCUACUGAAUCAAACAAGCCGGGUGGCUCAUAGACAGUAUUUCUUAUAGUCCUGGAAGCCUACACUUCAGAAAGUGGGGGAUUUGGUAUCUUCUGGGAACCCAUCCUAGGAACAGCUCCUUCUAGAUGUGCCCUCCUCUUAGUAAAGAACAAGUUCUUUCAUAAGAACACUAAUCCCAGUCACGAGGGCAGAGCUCUAUAGAACCACCAAUGCCUAAAACUAGUGCCUUGGAAGCAUAUGGUUUUUGGAGAAGCACAAGCCAAUAGGACAUAACAGCUGGACAAGGGAUUUCAUUGGCUUGUGUAGUGUAAUGUGGGUGGUCUCUCGGUACCAUGUUGUAGAUCUUCUGGUCUAUUUUACACCCUGAAGAAAGAUGAAUAAAAUGCCCAGCCACUGAAGAUGGGAAUUGAGAUUCUAACCCUGGACUCACAGUCACUCCCUUAAGUUGCCCUUCAAUGUAACCACUCUGUGAAUGGUCACCAAUAACCUCCUUCCUCUAAAUACUUUGUAGUUGAUUUUUAUGCCUAGGAGCCCUGUAGUCAACGCAGUGACCACCAAUCCCUACCAGUUUUCUUUGGUGUAAAGUAAAUUUCUCCUCCUGCCCCUUUCUGCUUUUUUGCUAAUUUUUUCUUUACUCAAGGUGCCCACCUUUCUUUGCCUAUUCUCUGUUAUCCUAAGGAUGGUAGCCCUGUUUCUCUUCAGACCCUAGGUCUUGUACACUUCAGACUGCCAAUGGCUCUCUCAAAUGUGAGCCUGGAUCAGAGUCACCUACCCAGCUCAGUAAAACUCAGAUCGCUAAAUGCUCCCUCUUCAGUUUCAGAUUCUUAAGACUAGAGUGAGCUGGCAGUCAAUGCUCAGGGACUGCUCUUCGAUAAGUGCUGGAGUAGGUGUUUACAGAAACACGUCUGGCUCGCCACCACUCUUUCCCAGAUAAGUGAUCUUUGGCAAGGUUUACUCCUCUCUCUUCCUUGCCUCCAAAACAAACAUGAUAAUGAGAUCUAUCUUACAGGAUGCAUCCUAAUUAAAUGAUGUAUCAUUCAUAAAGAAGCUAACACCCGAGAUCAUGCUCACAUAACUAUUAUGAUGAGCUGCCUAUCCUAGACAAACAUGCCUGAGGUAUAUUUAAUUAAACAGCUACUCAGGAUAGAAAGCUAUUCUUCUCUCUCAUUAGAUGGACCUGCAUUUGUGUCAUGAUCCAGGCUUCUCCAGGAUGAUCUGGUUGGAUACUGGGAUGGACCUUUGGCCUACAUAGGUUAAGACACUUCCUCCCUUGAACAUUUAAACAUAUUCUUUAUGUUUAUGUGUGUGUAUUUGUGUGUGUGUGUGUGUGUGUGUGUGUGUGUGUGUUUAUGUGUGUUUGUGUGGAGCCUGGACAAUUAUGUAUCAUGUUCAGAAAUACAAUUUCCAUACAUCAGAUAGUACAAACAGAAUAACCAACCUAUCCAGGGAAUGGGAUGUUUAGAAACUCUAUUGUUGUAAAGCUUUUUGGCCUCUGUUACGUUUCCUUUCUUUCGUUCGUUCUUCCUUCCUUUCUUUCAUUCAUUCUUUUUUUUAGUCUCUUAUUCUUUUUUUUUUACACUCUGGAUUUUAUUACUCUCCUGGUCCACAUAUCUCCUCUCUGCACCUCUGUCUCCAUGAGGAUGUCUCCACCCCACCCAUCCCACCAAACCUCUAAACUCCCUGGGGCUGCCAAUCUCUUGAGGGUGAGGUGCAUCUUCUCUGACUGAACCCAGAGCCGGGUGUCCUCUGCUGUACAUGUGUUGGAGGCCUCAUAUCAGCUGGUGUACGCUGCCUGGUUGGUGAUCCAGUGAGAGAUCUGGGGGUCCAGGUUAAUUGAGACUGCUGGUCCUCCUACAGGGUUGCCCUCCUCCUCAGCUUCCUCCAGUUUUUCCAUAAGUCAACCACAGGGGUUGGCAGCUUCUGUUCAUUGAUUGGGUACAAAUAUCUGCAUCUGACUCUUUCAGCUGCUUGUUGGGUCUUUCAGAGGGCAAUCAUGAUAGGUCUCUUUUUUUGUGAGCACUCUGUAGCCUCAGUAAUAGGCCCCCCUUGAGCUGGAUCCCACUUUGGGCCUGUCACUGGACCUUCUUUUCCUCAGGUUCUUCUCCAUUUCCAUCCCUGCAGUUAGUCUGUAGUCCAACUCCCCAACAAUGAAUGGUCAGCAGCAUCUGUGACUGGGAGUCCAAGAAUCUAGGAGUGACUCAGUCCCACAAGGCAGGCAGGCAAAGAAGAGCUGACUACGUUUUCUAUUUGAUUUCAUUUAUGUGCAAUAGGUUCUCACUGAGAAGAUCAAGCUACCCUCUAACUCAAAGCAAUCCUCCUGCCUCAGUGCUGAGCUUGCAAUGCGAACAACUAUGUUACUUUCUGCUUUCAUGUGUUUAUUUAUUUUGCCAUGUUACGUCUUCGUUUUUCUCAGCGAGGUGACAGCAUGGAGGAACGUUAGUCUCCUCCCCAAAACUUGAACAGAUGCAAUUUUGCUUCCUGUACUGUCAGUGACGGUCACCGUUCAAUUUGACCUCUCCUGCAUCCAAUGUCUUCCCAUCACAAUACUGUUGAGGGUGUCAAGUCCACUCUCCUGGGAGUGAAGGUCUUUAAUUUGAUUUAAUUUGACUGAUUUAAGUCAAGUGCACAGGGGACUCACCAUGGCCUGUGAUUAGAAAGUGUUUGCCAACUAUGGGGACUCGAGCCAGACAGUGUUUCCAACCUGUCUUCCUCAGUGAGGAGAAAAAAAUUGUAUCAGAGCAGUGGUUCUUUACCUCUGGGUCAAGACCCAUGGAAUGGUCAGAUGACUCUUUCACAGGGGUCACCUAAGUCCACCCAAAAACAUUGACAUCCAUAACUGUAGCAGAGUUACCACAUCUGCAUGACAAGUUCAAGACUAGUGAGAGAAAAAAGUCCCUAGAGUUGGCUGGGCCAGUAAAGGCAUUUGUGCACCCAAGCCCGAUGCAUGAGUUCCAUCCCCUCACGGUGACAAGACAGGUGUCUUAAGACACCUUCAUAACUGUCCUCUCACCUUCAUGUGGCAAUACAUAAAUGAGUAAAGUAGAUUUUAAGAAAAGUGGACAGCACACACACAUCCCGUAAGAGAUGAGAGAGAGAAGGAAAAGGGGACCAGUCAGAUCGUUCUGUAGGUAAAAGUGACUACCACACAAGCCUGACAAUCUGUGUGCUUCCGGGAACCCACAGAAAGGACCGAAUGUAGGGUGCACAUGUGUAAUCUCAGCAUUCCAAAGGCAAGAUGGAGAAAAGCUCGGAGGCUCUCAGGAAAAGCCGUGAGUGCACAGUGCAGCUCAGAGACCGCUUGCCUCAACAAAGUGGCAGGGGAGAACGAUGGGUUUAGACCUUAUAUGGACACGAUGCCGUGUACACACACACACACACACACACACACACACACACACACACACACACACACACACUUAAAAAUUAGAAUAAGGGGCGGAAAGGUGAGAGACAGAUUGUUAAGCAGCCGCACGGGGGAGAUUUUGUAGCCUCUUGGCUUUGCUAUGUCACCUUUAAUGCGGCUGUUUCUAUGAUUUUUGAGGUAUGACUCUGGUUACUUGCCUUUUAUCUGUCUUUCUCCCCACGGGAGAGAGCAACAAAAAGAAUGGUAUUUAACCCUGCAGUUUCCUGCAGUAAGAGAGUUAUUUUUUUUUCAUCAGGAGUUUGAGGGAAAGGAUCAUAUUUAGUCAAAGACUGGGAACACCAGGUCUACAUCUCUCUUUCACCACCCUGGGUAGACUGACUUCCCACUGCUUGUGACUGAGAACUGUACCCGUGGGGUGAUCUUAUUUUGGGUUUUGUGAGGUAUCCACCCGUGGCUCCUUGUUCUCCACACAGAUAAUCCUCUCUGCUUUACUCCUCGCUCUUCAUCUUUGACCUUGGAAAACCAGGUUUCUAUUCGUCUCAACCACACCUUCUCUCCUCCUCCUUAGUUUGGCUGGAUAGUCAGGCGUGUCUCGAUCUCGCCAUGUACUACAGACAGACCUACAAUUCGUGAGCCUGCUCCAGGGGUGAGAAGGGCAGAUCUUAGGCAAGUAUUGGGGGUCAUAGCUUAAAGUCAGGAACAGCAGCAAUAGAGGUGACACUCCAGCUGCUGGGAUUGCAGGCGGCCGCGCCCCCCUGACGUUUUCUUCAUUAGGAAACUCCCGAGAGGUAAACAGUACCAGAGUCCUAUACAGAAUGUUUGAACCAGCUUUUGAGUCCCGGAUGUAUCUAGCCAUCAGGACUGACUAUGCUCACGGUACUUUCUUGGUUUUUGUUUAUUUUAAAACCCACUGCAAGGCUUUGUUCACGGUUACUGGAGGCUAGGGAGAGGUAAGGGGCAGAGGGAUGGGUACUACUCAGGUAUAGCCUGAAGAGCAAGAAGUUGUGCGUGGUAUUUCCCAGGAGGGUGUCGAGGGGAGCAGUGUGUAUCUAAACAAACACACACACACACAAAUGAACGAACAAAAAAGGUUUUGAAUGUUUUCGCCACAGAAAAAUGACAAGUGUUUGAAGGUUUUGAUGUCCGCACUGGUUUUGAUUUAAGCACUAGAUGAUGAAUAAAUGUACCCCAAUUCCACGUGGUAGUCUGUUGAACCCAGGGCUGUCCGUAUGCAAGACAAGCGCUCUCCCACUGAGCCACACCCCAUCGAUGCAGACUGGGUUUACUGUUGUUAUAUAAUCUUAUAUCAGUUAAAAGUUUCAUUUAGUAGUCGGAGCCUGGGGGCCGGCCGUGAGGAGCACUGGAGCUGCGGGUGGGGAACAUGUUGGAGUCCGAGCUGGGCAGAAAGUGGGACGGGUGCAUGGCGGAUGCGGUACUGAAGUUAGGUACUGGUUUUGGAUUAGGAAUUUUCUCCCUCACCUUCUUUAAGAGAAGAACGUGGCCAUUAGCCUUUGGUUCUGGCGUGGGAUUGGGGAUGACCUACUCCAACUGUCAGCGUGAUUUUCAGGCUCCAUAUUUUUUUCUACACGGAAAAUAUGUCAGAGAACAGUGUCUUAUGCUGAGAACAUCCCAGCGGGAGGAAAGAGAAACUGUGUUUAUUUCUCAGGAAUACUGAAGUGUCCUGGAGUGCGCUGACAUCCUGUGACAGUGCCAUCAACUCCAGCCACUGUUUAUGUGUUUGAAACCGAGUCUGUUGCUUUUGUAUCAUCUCUUUGGAAAUUAUAAGGAGGUCUUAAAUAAAUGAAAAACAGGAAAAAAAAAAACCCACUGCAGCAUUCAGGGGAACUAAAAUGUGAUCAUCAUCUCCCUUAGGCAUCAGGAACCAGACUUGCUGGGAUAUAUAAAUAUAACAUUUCCAAUGAAAGAGCUAUGGGCACAGGGAGCCAGUCUUUUCAUACAGGACUUGCUCUCAUGAUAGCUAAUAGUUUCUGGAGCAGUUAACAAAGGAGGCAAGAGCUUCCUGCCUGCCUCCCUCCCUCCCUUUCUCCCUCCCUCCUUCCCUCCCUCCCUCCUUCCCUCCC
Molecule: messenger RNA, 9089 nt
Organism: Rattus norvegicus (Norway rat)
Lineage: Eukaryota; Metazoa; Chordata; Mammalia; Rodentia; Muridae
Source: RefSeq, a predicted model, not a curated record